AGUAUUUUUACUUUGAGUGUUUUUCUCAACUUUGCUUAGACAUUAACUUCAAGCUUUUGGUUCUAAUAAUUUCCUACAUCAUUCAUCUACUUAUGAAGAUACAUUGUUAUCUGGAGAACUACAGCUUGGAAAAUGUUUCUCUUUAUUAUAGAAUCCCAGUCUGGGCAAAGCUCUGAAGUGAGUGUUUUAUAUUUGGCAAGCUUCCUGUGUUAUCAUCCCACCCCAUUACAGUGAAGUUCCCCAAGGCAUGCAUCCUGCCCUCCCUCUUCACUGCAGCAUCUAGCUCAGGUGUUAAAUAACAGAAGAAAAUGGAAUUGAAUAUGAUACCAGCAUGGAACAGCCUGUUGAUUCAUUAAGAGUCAACCGUAAUGAUUCCGAAAGAACAAAAACAGAUCCUCAGCAUCUAAGCUGUAUGGAUUCCAGUGAGCCUUCUUUUGGACAAGAUGGUUCUCCUAGGGUUUUACCCAUUACUACUCCUGAAGUGGAUAAUUCACUCACAUCACAGAAUAUACCAGGGCCCCUGACUCAGACACAGACUCUUUCUGCAGAGCAAUUCCACCUAGUGGACCAAAAUGGGCAGCCUAUUCAAUAUGAACUUCAGUCAUUGGGGGAUUCUAAUGCACAAAUGUUACCGAUUUGCAUGCCACAUGCUGAUGUGCUUUCUUGAAGAAAAAGAAAGCAAUGGAAGUACCAGUGGAAUAAUGGAAUUUAGACAUACCCUUACUGAUCUUUAUGAUUGUUGCCAGCCCAUCAGAAAAUGGACAGGUGCUGCGUGUAAUUCCAUCUACCCAGACAGGAAUGACACAAGUGAUUAUACCUCAGGGGCAGCUUGUGGAUGUGAAUAGUCCUCGAGAUGUCUCUGAAGAGAAACCCAGUAACAGAAACUUACCGACUGUAAGAGUGGAUUCUCUAGCAGACAAUGACAGUAGUUACAUUCUUCGUCCACAAGCAUCCCUCACGUUGCCCAAAAAGACAGCGACAAGAAUACUUGAAGAACCCUUUUUGACUCCACUCCAGCCACUUUCUUCUAACACACCUAUAUGGGCCUGUCGUCUUAGGAGCUGUGAGAAAAUUGGAGAUUCAUACCGUGGCUACUGUGUAAGUGAGACUGAAUUAGAAAGUGUCCUAACAUUUCACAAGCAGCAAACACAGAGUGUUUGGGGGACCCGCCAAUCUCCAAGCCCAGCCAAGCCAGCUACACGCUUGAUGUGGAAAUCCCAGUAUGUCCCAUAUGAUGGAAUCCCAUUUGUUAAUGCAGGGAGUAGAGCUGUGGUAAUGGAGUGUCAGUAUGGGCCAAGAAGAAAAGGUUUCCAGUUAAAAAAAAUCAGUGAGCAGGAAAGCAGGUCUUGUCAGCUCUACAAAGCCACUUGUCCAGCCCGGAUUUACAUUAAAAAGGUACAGAAAUUUCCUGAAUAUAGAGUUCCUACAGACCCCAAAAUUGACAGGAAAAUAAUCCGAAUGGAGCAGGAAAAAGCCUUUAACAUGCUAAAGAAGAACUUGGUAGAUGCUGGUGGUGUUCUUAGGUGGUAUGUACAGUUACCUACGCAGCAAGCUCAUCAGUAUCACGAAUUAGAGACUCCCUGCCUCCCUUUAUCAACUUCCCCUUUUCCUAUGUCUUCUCUUGAAGAAGAGGAAACUACGGUUAGAGAUGAGAACUGUACGUUACCCUCACGUCUACAUCCUCAAGUAGCACAUAAAAUUCAAGAAUUAGUAUCACAGGGAAUAGAACAAGUGUAUGCAGUAAGGAAACAGCUAAGAAAAUUUGUGGAAAGGGAAUUGUUCAGACCUGAUGAGGUACCUGAAAGACAUAAUUUAUCCUUUUUUCCAACUGUAAAUGAUAUAAAAAAUCACAUCCAUGAGGUACAGAAAUCCUUGAGAAACGGAGAUAAUGUAUAUAACUCAGAGAUUAUUCCAGCAACGCUUCAGUGGACUACAGAUAGUGGGAAUAUUCUCAGAGAGACUGUGACAGUUACACUUGCAGAAGGAAAUUCACAAGGAGAAUCAGUUUCAAGCAAAAUGGAAACAAAUCAGACAGGGGCUUCUUUGUCGCCAGAGCCAGCCCACUUGCUCUCCUCACUUUCUUCAUUUCAGCCAAAAAUAUUCACACAACUACAGGGUUUGCAGUUGCAACCAAGAUUCACUUCUUCUGAUGGAUCGCCAGCUCUGAUAUCAGUAAAUAACCAUCCCUCCUCCAGUCCUUCAAGACUUCUGGAAUCAAUAGGAAGUGCUGUAAUGAAUAAUAAUUCUCUUCUGGUUGGUCAAACUCAUUGCCUGCAAACAGAUACCUGUCUAACCGAAAACAAUAGUAUUUCCUCUACCAUGGGUAACCUUCCAGGACCAGAUCAAAAUCUGGUUGCAGUGGAUCAGCUGGUGGAAGUUGGAGAUGUUGAGGAUACAGAGAAUCUGGAAGGAAAUGUUCAUCGGAUUCUGUUGGGGAAUGUGCAGACCAUUCCAAUACAGAUUAUAGACAGCCACCCAGCUCUUAUUGAAGAAAAUCCAGAAGGUACCGUUUCUGUGAACCAAGUUAAGCAAGAACCCAAAGAACCAGCAUUGUCUAUGGAAGCAGAAAAUAAUUUGGACUGUAAGAAAUUGUCUGCUACAUAAAUUACUGAAGCUUUUCAGAAUUUACAACUCUAAUGUCAUAAAAAAGAAGGUAGGAACUGGAACUAUCAAUAUUUUCAUGUUAUUUUGGAGGUAUUUUAAAGGAGCCAGUAUUUGUCUAUCUUGGAGGUCCCAUCAAAGCUGAUCAACUUGGAAACAGCGUGUUUUUCUGAGGCCCUUUGAGCCUCCUACACAGGGUCUCUCCAAUGAUGAUGGUGAGGGAAACAUUAAAGAUUAAUUGAUGAAAACAAUUAUUCUGUCAUUAUGUGCUCAAUCUAGGACUAUCUAAUGAGGAAUUCCUAAAAUGGAAAGAAAAAUAAUGAAACUGUUUUUGUUUCUUUACUUUAAAAUUGCUUUUAAGAGAUAUUUCUGGUUAAAACUGGAAGAAAAGAAAAAGAGGUCUUGGUUCCAAGAUGAAGAGCUUUGAAACAGGACUUAAAGAGUUUUUGCAAUUUUAUUUAUGAAUAUGAAGUUUAUAUAUUAUAUAGAAAAAUUUAAUAGAAUAUUCCUGAUAAAUAGUUGAAUCAUUGGACAAAUUAGAGUGAAUUAAUCAUACUGGUUUAAAGGACUGAAAAACAACUAUCUUCUUCCUUUAAUAUAUGAAUUUAAUAUAUGAAUUUACUGCCAACACAAUAUUCUAGAUCGUACAAGAAGAUUGAACACCUCAUAAUUUAAAAUUUCUCUAUCUUUGCAUUGGUUUGAUGGGACAAAUGAUGUAGCAUUAUAAUUAUUAUUUCUACAAAUGUUUAAAUUACAAAAAUUUAGAAUCAUGAUUAGGUACAAUUAUAAUGAUGGGUAUCUUAAAAAGAUUUAUUAUCUUAUGAUAUUUCAAUAAUAUCAAAAUUCUUAACUUUAUAUUCAAAAUUGUAAUAUCUAGAUUCUUAGGUAACUUAAAUAGGUUAAACAAAUAUUAAACUGAGUUAGUUGGUACAUAAUUUUUGAAUACUUAGACAAAAUCUAAAGAAAAAAAUGAGAGACAAAGCAUUGGUCUAAAUAGUUUUAUCUUACCAUUGUUAUUGUACAUUUAAAAGUAGAUAUAGAUCUACAGGAUGGGAAAAUGCCUUUGGAUUUUGUUAUAUACAUAGCCUCCUUAGAAUUUAUGAAGAUAAAAUGACAGGCAUGCUCAUUAGAAAAAUAGCUAAACACUUCCUGCUUUUCUGUCUUCUAGUUUUGUCUGGGGAAAAACAAAGUUGGUCACCUACAUUAAUGCAGCAAUUAAGACUGUAUUCAGUAUAAUUUCAAAGAGGUAUGCAUAUGUAUGCAAAAUGAUAUAUAUGGUUUGUUUCUUGAAGAAAUUGCUGUACAUAAGAUGAUAAGUUCAUAGAAUGCUGAAAUGGCCUUCUAAAAGCAGAGCUACAGCAUUAACUCAGAGGCAACAUUCUGAAAGUUUGCUUGCCAUCCUUGGUGCAUUAAAUCAGAGACCUCUUUAUAGUGCUGUGUUCCCAACAGGAAGAAUGCAUGGGGCAUUAAUUAAUAACCAUGGGGCAGAAGCAGGAGUGGCUCUGUUUACCGUCAUUCCCCAUGACACACUGGGAGAUUUUGUGCUUCCCACUCCUUUAAUUCUGAGCCCUGCAGGGUUGGAGGUCCUGGUUCCCAAAGGGAGCAUACUCUUGCCAGGGGGAACACACGAAGUUUUUAUUGAACUAUAAGAUAUGGCUGAUGCCAGUGCACUUUGGAGUCCUUGUAUCCAGGCACCAGCAGGUCAUCAGCGUUCUGGCAGGGGUGAUAGACCCUGACCAGCAGGAGGAGACAGUGCAGGGGGACUACGUGUGGAACCCAGAUGAUCCGUUGGGCACCUUUUGGUACUCCUGUGCCCCACUGUAACAGUGCAUAGACUCAUGCGGCAAUGUCAGUAUGAGAACAACAUGAUUGCUAAGACCUUUCAGGAAUUAAGAUUUGAGUCACACCAUCUGUAAGCCACCAAGACCUGGUGAGGUGAUAGCUGAGGAUGAGGGAGAGCAGGAGUACCACUUGUGACCCCAAAGAUCAACAGCCGUGUCAGAGGUCCCGUCUGAGUUUCUCCUCAGGAAGACAGGCCCACAAGAACCAUAGAAGACCUGUACCCUGAACCUGUGGGAAGAGAUAAGUCUGUCUGUUCAACACAAGAGGUAAGCCUUGGCAGCUAUGAAAAUGAGCCACGCAGAGCUCUUGCUUCAGGUGGGGUAACUGACCAAUGGCCCCAGCUGCUUUGCUCUGGAUCUACCAUGGUGCUUGUGCAGAACCUAUGCUUCUCACAGGCUACUCCCAGACAAUGCUGAGCAUGGCAAAGGUACUACACCAGGCCCAUUUCUGUGAGAAGUAUUCUUUGAGCGUAAAUUUGGCUUGGGGUUUCCCUGCCAGCCCUGUAGACUUUACCCAAUACCUAUCAAGCCCUUGCAUUGAAAAACUCAAAAUAGACCCCCCAGAAGUCAAAAAUAUCUCAUCUUUGUCCUGCCCCCUCAGAGACACUGUUAAGACUGUCAAGGUAGUAUUUUUCCUUAUGACAGUAAGCAGGAAACUUAGUUUUGCUUUAUCAAUAGGUUAUUUUGGUAGUAUUUUCAGGGAGAUAGCAAUCAACAGAUGAAAAGAAGCCAAAAUUCAAAAGCAGGGGGAAGACCUUCAUUGGUAGAAGAAACAGUAAAUGAAAAGGCCUUGAAGUAGGAAAAAACAAUGUGUUAAAGGGCUGAAAAGGGGCCAGUGUGGCAUAAACUUAGAGAGCAAUAGAGAAAAUGGUACGAGAUGAGGUCAGGUACAGAAGGCCUUGGAGUCCAUGGUAAUCACAGGGUCAAUUUCAUUCUGAGCACAACAAAAGAUUUUUAGUGGAGAAGUGACAUAUCUUGCUUUAUGUGUUGUAGGAGAAUGUAUUAUAGAGGAACAGGAAUGGAAACAGGAAGAGCAGUUAGGAAGUUACUGCAAUUGCACGGCUGAGAGCUUAGGUGACUUGGACUAGAGUGAUAGUGAUACAGCAAGCAAUGAGAAAUGGACAGAUUCAGGAUAUAUUUUAAAGAGAGAAUCAUCAAGACUUGCUGAUUGAGCGGCUGUUGGGAAUGGGGUGUGGGGAUGCUAAGUGAAGGGGAGGAACAAAGAGUGACUCCAGGGUUUGAGCCUUGAGCAACUGUGUGGAUGAUAGUGAAUUUUACUGAGUUGAGGAAGACUGAUUGGGGUCAAGUAGAUUCAGAAGAGAAAAGCAGGAGCUGUCCUUUGGACUGGUGAGUUUGAUUUCCAGAUGGAAAUGUUUAGUAAGCACUGAGAAAUACAGAUCUAGAGUCAGGAUUGGAGAUAAACAUUUUGAUUUAUCAUCAUAUGGAUGGUAUUUAAAAACAGAAAACAGAGAAGAAAUGUAGAUAACAAGAGAAGAAUGCCCAGGAUCCAGCCCUGGGGCCCUUCAACACUUAGAUUAGGUAGAGCAGGAAAAAUGGCUAAGAAAUUAAAAAGAACACCAGCAAUGCUUCACACUGGUCAAUUGAGUCCACUUUGGAACCUGUGAGGGAACAUAGGGGUAGGAAGUACCUCACAUUAUUUGCUAAUUGAUGCAAUCUCUUCAGUCCCUUAGUCAACAAAUAUAUAUUCAGUGUAAUAUAAACAGGGGUUUCCAAGAGACAUUGCAAUACAAGGUAACUACAGCCUAAAUGCCCUUUAAUAUACCAUAUUUACGUAUAACACUCCCCCACACAUGAGGGGAUUCAGAUUUCUAGGUUUGAUUAUAAAAAUAUUUCAGAAAAGUCUUUUUUCUUUCUAGUCUUUCUGCUUUCUAUUAUUUUUUUAAACUACCUUAAGCUAUCAAUUGUUUUAUCUUUUUAUACUUUAUUUAAUUUUAUAUUUAAUAAAUUGUUAAACUUUUUCACUGAUUUUGUUUUUACCUAAAACAUGGUUAAGUGACAGUAUAAAUUCUGACUUUAAGAAGGGCAUUAGAAUUAUGUAAAUAUAUUGACUGUCUUAAGAAGAUCUUUCCUGUCUUUUCAGGUUUAACAUUUGAAAAUACAUUGAAAUGUUUUGAUAUCAGAAUUAUAUUAAUAAAAAAUAUGGGUGUAUUUAGACCUUCAAGAAGAAUUUAACUGGAUAUAGGCAAGAAUAAAACAAAACAAAAACAUCUAGCUUGUAGUAGCUAAGAAACAAUGUGUGACUUUCAGUGUAACAGAUAUCUGUAUCAGUUGCAUCACAGUAAUUUUUUAUUCAUGAGGUCUUUAUUUCCAUGGAAACUCUGGUCAUUUUAAUUUUUAAUUACAUUAGAGUUUACAGUUCCAUAGAUUUUAACUCUGUAGUAGUAAGCACAGAAGCUAGAGCUUUACCCAUUCCUACUUUAAAAAUAUAAAGGAGGUAAAGAUAGUUUAAAAUAGUCAUGAAUUUCACUUAGUUACAACCUGUGAGUGUAUUUAUUAUUUCUAAUUUCACCUACACCUGCCCUGCAAUUUUAUAGCCAAUUAAUUCUUCUAUUUUUGUCUAUACACUUUGGCUAAAAGUAUUUUCACAGGAAGUAAACUACAAUAGAAAACUCGGCAAUGGAUGCUGGUAGAAUAAGUAGUUUGGGCCAUAAAUGUGCAAUUGCUGUGAAAUAAUAGGAGCAGAGAACUAGUUCUGCUACUUACUUGAGUAAUCUUAGGUGAAUCAGUUCAUUUCUCUGGGCUUCAACUUCUUCACCUGCAGCCUGAGAGAGUGAGAAUGAAUGCCACAGUUCAGUGGUUCUCUGAAAUAUCUUGGCUCUGUGGAGCCCAUGACUUAUGGAAACUACACACAUGGGCCCUGGAGUUGAUGAUAUUUCUCAUGACAUGGGUAUCAACACGGGUAUCAACAGGGACUGGAUGCAGAUCAGUAAUAGAAAGCUAUCAAAUGGAACAAUUUGUUCAUGAAAUGGGUUUGAUGCAGAUUUUAUAGCUAGGCAGUCUUUUAUUUCUUUUCUCUCUCUGUAUCAUUGAAUUUCCUGGUACAUAAAUUUUACAGAUUCUUGUCCUUCUUGAUCAUGAUGAUUUUUGAAUGCAAAGGGCAAGGGGAAAGGAACGACAUUUAAUAGCUACUAUAUACUUUACAUUGUGUUUUUACAUAAUUAUCUUUAUAUCAGUCCUAUAGGCAGCAAUUACUGUUCUCAUUUUAUAAAUGAGAAACUGAGACUCAAAAGAGGGUAAUUCUGUCAAGUAUCAGUAAACAUUUGAAGAUGCAAUUUAAAAUAUCACUCUGAAUUUUUACUGUGAACUGAGGUUUAGCUUCUUUCCUAUUUACAUUUGCUAGUUGUCUUUAUCAGUAGUUCCCUUCCUAUUGGCUGAAAUCCCUGAGGUGCUGAAGAUUAAUUGCAGAAGGAUCUGAGAAUCUAACAUUGUCGCUAAACAAAUUAAUAAUAUGACUUGAG
This is a messenger RNA of Hippopotamus amphibius kiboko, 7921 nucleotides long. It is a transcript of the gene CARF, whose product is annotated as calcium responsive transcription factor. Lineage: Eukaryota; Metazoa; Chordata; Mammalia; Artiodactyla; Hippopotamidae. The transcript is spliced from 20 exons. Bases 733 to 2604 code for a protein of 623 amino acids. Gene Ontology annotation, biological process: regulation of transcription by RNA polymerase II. Gene Ontology annotation, cellular component: nucleus. Gene Ontology annotation, molecular function: RNA polymerase II cis-regulatory region sequence-specific DNA binding; DNA-binding transcription factor activity, RNA polymerase II-specific. The record is from RefSeq and is a predicted model, not a curated record.